AUGAUGGAUCGAUUGACUCUGACUGCAACUGAAGUUCCAUCAAGCGAAUUUAUAGACCUUGGUCUUCAUGUGUGUAUUACGCAAGCUAACGACGUGAUUUACUACAACGUUUCAACCAAUGACGAAUGCAAAGAGCUAUGUCUGAAUGAAACCUCUAUCGUUUGCUGGUCUGUGGAGUACGGAGAGGAAGGGGGUUCUCAUUCGAAAAUGUGUCAGUUAUCAACCCAAUAUUCAGGGAUAAUCACACUUUCCAAUCCAUGUGGACCAGAUGUAAUUUACUCUGAGAGGAUCCCUGUUCAUAGACAGAGGGGAGUAACUGUUCACCUGCGCCACCAAGGACAACGACUUGAAAAACACAUCUUGCAUAUGACAUCGUAUAGCUCACGUCUGGAAUGUACACAAUCUUGCAACAUUUACUUAUAUUGUGUUGCUUUUGACUUCAACAAAAACAUUGUCACCAACAAUUGUCAGCUAUUGACUCAAAAAAGUGAUGUUUCAGCUCCAGGGGAUUUGGUUGAGGAUGCAAACUGGAAUUAUUAUGAGGUAACGGGCCGUGUUUGGGAAUAG
Molecule: messenger RNA, 567 nt
Organism: Owenia fusiformis
Lineage: Eukaryota; Metazoa; Annelida; Polychaeta; Sabellida; Oweniidae
Source: the annotation of a GenBank genome assembly